CAGGUUUGGCUGAUUGCACGUGUGAGCUUCUGGCUGCUGAGAGCACCCGCUGGUCAGCUCUGGUACUGCAGCCCACACGGCAGUUUAGCUGGACAUCAGGGGCUGGCAUGUCGGGCUGUGCAGCGGGGGCGAGGCACGUCAGCGGGCACCGAGUCAUCUGGCACGACAGCGGGCACCGAGUCACCUGGCACGUCAGCGGGCACCGAGCCAUCUAGCAGAACCGCGGGCACAGAGUCACCUGGCAAGUCAGCGGGCACCGAGUCACCGGGCAUGUCAGCGGGCACCGAGCCAUCUAGCAGAACCGCGGGUACCGGGUCACCAAGCUCGACAGCAGGCACCAAAUUAACUGGCACAACCGUGGGCAGUGAAUCAACUGGCACGACAGCGGGCACCAAGUCAUCAGGCAUCAGGUUAUGUGGCUCAACAGCGGGCACUGGG
Staurois parvus is the source of this 438-nucleotide messenger RNA. Lineage: Eukaryota; Metazoa; Chordata; Amphibia; Anura; Ranidae. The record is from the annotation of a GenBank genome assembly.